GAAUGACCUCUUGAAUCACAAUUAUUUGUGAAAGUACAUAUUAUUAUAUUUGUUUAUUUGUAAUACCAGGAUGUUAGAAACAGAAGAAGUUGAUGAUGAUUUCUUCACUCCUGUAGCUGGUGCUUCUUUGGCCAACAUAUUUGGACUUGCUGCAAAAAUCAGUGAAGAAAAAUCUAAUGAUUCUUUAAAGUAUGUUCCUCCUAAGCCACAAAACAUUCCACAGAAACAAGAACAAACUAAAAGCACUGAAUGUAUAUUUGCAUGUGCUCUUAUUGGACAUGAAUGGUUCAAUAACAUUUAUACAUCAAGAGGAAAAUUAGGUUUUGCUAUUGUUAAGAUUCAAAAGACUGCAAUCCACAAUAUUGUGUUAUAUGACUCUAAUAAGACAACUCUGUCCUGUACUACUGUAUCAAGUAAUUUAGAGAUUACUAUAAAAAAUAAUACAUACAUCUCAUAUUAUGAUAAUCUAAAAAAAUACUGGAGUGUUUAUGGCACUAAAGAUGAAGUAAACAAAAUUGCAGAACAUUUGUCUAAAUUGGAUGUCAAGAUUCAAUAUUCCUCAUAUACUGAACAAGGCCCACCAGAACCUACUAAACUAGACAUAAAAACUGAUGCUGCAUCAGAACAAAAUGAGAAAAUUGAUAAAGGAAGUGAUACUGAUUCUUCCAUAAACAGAAAAACCAAAGCUUCCAUUUUGAAUAGAAUGGCAAAUAUGGGACAUUCAGUUUUACCAACUAGAACUCUUUCUAUAGAGAGAACCAGUGACUCUUCAGACACAAUGGAAACUGAGACUCAACCAAAACCUGUCAGACAUAAACCAGUUAAAAGUGUACCCAAGAAAAGUAAUGUAGAUAAUGCGACAGAAGCACCACUUAUAAGUGAAACACACCAGAGAACAAUGGUGCCAAAAAGUGAUUCAAUGGCUAACAUUCCAUUUUACCCAGCUUCUGGGAGCCAGUUGAUACCUAUCUCAAGCACAAAUAUAAUUACAGGAUCUAACACAGACUUGACUAUGUUUAUGUCUGAACAAAGGAUAAGCAAUAGUGAGUUAAGGAUCAACAUGAAUAGGAUAACUGAUAAAGUGGACUCUGUCAUAGACAAAAUUAAUAAAUUUGAGCAAAGAGAAAAUUCAAAUAUUCAAACAGAUAUAUUAAUGAAAUUGCUCUCAGAGUAUGAAAAUAAAAUUAAAGUUUAUGAAGGAUUACUCAAAUCUAGAAAUCUAAAUAAUACUGAAAGUGUGACUGCUUCAAAUCUUUGCCAGAAUGAUUAUCAAAUAGGAAUAUUAACCAAGAAAAUAUCAGAAUUGGAAAGGAUUAAUCAAGACAAAACCAAUGAGGUAUCAACUCUGCAGGAUGAAAUUAAACUUUUGAAGUCACACCAUGCUGAAGAAAAAAAUAAUCAUGAAAAUGAUGAAGCUGCACUACACCAAAAAAUUCAUAAUUUAGAAAGUAGUUUACAAGCAAAAGAUAAUGAAUUAACAGAAAUUCAUGAAAAAUUUGCCAACAAAACAAGUGACAAAGAAGAUAGUACUGAGGAGAAAGUUAAAAAUAUAAUGAAUGUCACAUUUCAAACAGUGUCCUCGAAAUUUGAUAAUGAUGAAGUUUACUCAGGAGUUCUAGUCAAGCAAAUGGUUGGAGCAAUAAUUAAAAAAAUAACUAUGCAAACAUUGAAGGAUUGUAACUAAAAUAUUUCUUUAUAUACCAAUAUUUUCUUUACACUUAAGAAACUGUCCACUAACUUUAUUACAGAAAAAAAAAUCAAAUAAUAUAUAAUGAUAUUAAAACACUUUUAAUAAAAUACA
Molecule: messenger RNA, 1801 nt
Organism: Spodoptera exigua (beet armyworm)
Lineage: Eukaryota; Metazoa; Arthropoda; Insecta; Lepidoptera; Noctuidae
Source: the annotation of a GenBank genome assembly